Messenger RNA from Paramecium pentaurelia, 298 nucleotides. Lineage: Eukaryota; Ciliophora; Oligohymenophorea; Peniculida; Parameciidae. The record is from the annotation of a GenBank genome assembly.
AUGGGAGUUUGUGUUUCCAAGGAAAAGAAAAAUAAAUCCUUUAAUUAUUCUACAAGGUCUUAAUUAAACCUUUAAAAUUUUAUGAUAACUUAAGAUAAACAAAACACUAUAUUAUAUCACUCAAUAAAAAUUCAAGCUGAAGUUUAACCAAAAGAAUAUGAUUAUACAAGUUAUCAAAACAUAUAUAUCUUUAGAUCCACAUAGGUAGUAUAAUGUAAUUCUAAAUGGAGUGGUUUUUGCAGUAGUCAAUUCUAUAGAGAGGUCUUUUGAUGAUGAACCAAUCAAUAAUGAUAAAUGA